CUACAAAUUUUAAUUUUCUCUCCUCAUCUGAAAGGAGGUUGCGCCUCACAUCUCUCUCCUUUCCAUUUUCAGAUGAAAUCGCCGCUUCUCCUCUUUUUCCCGUGGUAGGCAAAGGCAAUAGUAGACAUCACCCUCUGUCUCUCGCUCUCUUUCCCUCCUCUUUCUUUUCUGGUAAUAUCGGGAAGAGGCAUUCUCCUCAUCUUUCCCUCCCUUCCUAGCGAGAACCAUCAGACAAUGGUGCAUCCUUCUCACUUCCUCUUCGUCCAACAAGGACCACAGGCGAAAUAGGUGAGGCAACCUAAUGGCAUCGACCUCUUUCCUUUUUUUCGCGAGGAAAACAAUUGAUGAGCCAGAAUAACAACGAAGCGACCUCCGAGUUCGAUAGCAACAAACAAGAGCACUCUGUCACUUCGAUUAUAGUGCUCCGGUCUAAGACAAAGUAUGGUCAUCUUAAAGUCGAGGACUUUAGCUUACGAAAAGAGUGAUCUCAACAGAUCAAUCCAGAUAAUCAUGACUCUACAAAGAACAGUCAGAGGUCGUCUAUAUAGGAGGAAUGUUAAAUCUCGUAAGCAAGGGAUACCCAAUGCACCUGAGGUGAAACCCCAAGGAGAACUUACUGAUGUCGAGUUUAGAGAGGAAACAAGAAUGCUCAGUCAAGUUCUUACUAAUCAGUUUGGGAAACAGAGGGGAUAUAGGCAGGUGGUAGUUGAUACUAAAAGUAUCUUUGAGUUUUUAAGAAUGACUCCUCCAAGCUUCAUUGGUUCAAUCACUAUGAAUGAUCCGGAGAACUUCAUUGAGGAGCUGAAAAUGGUAUUUUAUGUGAUGCAUGUUGCUAAUACAGAGAGUGUUAUGCUAGCUGCAUAUCAAUUGAAGAGUAUAGAUAGGAGUUGGUUUGAUUAGUGGAAGGAGGGUUGAGAUGAUGAUGCACCACCUUCUUGUUGGGCUUGUUUUGAGGAGGCCUUCUUGGGGCGUUUCUUUCCCCGAGAACUAAAAGAGUCUAAGGUAUGAAAAUUUCUUACCCUUAAGUAGGAUUCUCUUAGUGUUCAUGAGUAUGGGUUGAAAUUUACCCAACUACCCUGAUAUUCCCUAGAGUUGGUUGUAGACAUCAGGAGUAGACUAAAUUUGUUUAUUGCUGGGUUGUCUCAUAUCUCAAGUAAAGAAGGUAGAGCUCUGAUGAUGAUAGGCGACAUGGAUAUUUUGCGAUUGAUGGAUUAUGUGCAGCUUUUUUAGAAAGAGAAGCUCAGGGAUAGAGAAAUGUUUAACAACAAGAGGGACAAGAAAGGAAAUGAGUUUGGGUAGUAUAAGAGUAAUACUAACCGGUCAUUUUUCCAACAGAUGCAAAAGGGACCUGGUCCAUCAUCUGCUAGUGCACCUACACCUAAGAACAAAGACGAGUACAAUAAUCAAAACUUAAGAGCUUAACCUGCUUAUUCUCAAGGUAGCAUGGCACAAGGGGGUAGUAAGUCUCAUACAUGGGCCAAGUGUGGUAGGAAUCAUUCAGCUACUUGUUGUGAGGGAUCCACUUCUUGUUUCAAGUGUCGUCAGAAUGGGUAUUUCAUGCAAGAGUGUCCAAAGAACAAUCAGGGAAAUGGUAAUGGGGAAAUGGAUCCCAGUCUUCUUCAGUUGAUCCAUAAGGAAGAGCUACACCUAAAAGGGCUAAUGUCAGUCCUAGUGGGGUAACAAACCACUUAUAUGUUGUCAAUAGUCGCCAAGAGCAAGAGGAGUCACUAGAUGUUGUCACUGUAUGCUCUAAGUCUGUGAUCUUACUUUUUAUGCUUUUCAAGAUCCAAGAGCGAUUUUAUAUUUUUUAAAUCCUUAUGUUGCUAUGAAUUUU
Molecule: messenger RNA, 1834 nt
Organism: Solanum pennellii
Lineage: Eukaryota; Viridiplantae; Streptophyta; Magnoliopsida; Solanales; Solanaceae
Exons: 2
Coding region: 442-900 (152 amino acids)
Molecular function (GO): protein binding
Source: RefSeq, a predicted model, not a curated record